CAUGAGCGUCACUGAGUAUACUACUCAGUUUGACCGGUUGGCGAGGUUAGCCUCGGGAAUUGUGCCGACCGACUUCAGCAAGAAGGAGAAGUAUCUGGACGGGUUGAAUCCCAAGAUCAGGCAUGACCUGAUGAUCACCACCGACGACAGCACCACCUAUGCUCAGAUGGUGGAGAAGGCACUGCGAGCUGAGGGCGCAGUGGGGUGCAUGUCAGAAUCAGCCAGUACUCCGGUUAGUGGCGGGGCUCCUACCCCUCCUGCAUCAGGCUAUAGCAGGGGGAGUAGUGGUUCGGCCAUUGAUCAGAGGAAGAGGGCACCCACUGCUUCCGGCGGCUCGAGUCAGAACAAGAGGUUCCGGGGGAACCAGAACAGAGGGAGUCGUCCUGGUGGUACUGAGACCAGAUUCUCCUAUCCCGAGUGCCCUAGCUGCAAGAGGCAUCAUCGGGGUGAGUGCAAAGGUCAGGGAUGCUUUCAUUGUGGCAUGCCCGGACACUUCAAGAGGGAAUGUCCCCAGCUCCGGCCAGAGGCACCGAGAGCUCCAGCGAUACCCACUCCAGCCAGGGUGUUCGCUAUCACGCAGGCUGAUGCAGAUGCCAGCCCAUCAGUUGUCACAGGUCAGCUUUUUAUUAACAACUCGCUAUAUUCAGUGCUGUUUGAUUCUGGGGCUACACAUUCUUAUGUGGCGGCCAGAGUCUUUAGUAAAUUGGGUAGACCCUAUGAUAGAUAUGAAUCAGGGUUUGGAACCCUGUUACCUGGCGGAGAAUUGGUUAUCUCCAAUAGGUGGAUUAGGUCUAUGCCGAUCAGGAUAGAUGGUAGAGAGUUAAGCGCUGAUCUGAUAGAGAUGAGCUUAGUCGAAUUUGAUAUUAUUUUAGGAAUGGAUUUCCUAUCUAAAUAUUCGGCGAGCAUUGAUUGUAAAAGGAAGAUGGUGGUCUUCCAAACGGGAAGUGAAGAACCGUUUGUAUUUGUGGGUUCAGUUCAGGGAUCUCGGAUCCCGGUGAUCUCGGCUAUGUCAGCGAGAGAAUUGUUGCACGGCGGGUGCUUAGGGUUUCUGGCCGUGGUGGUAGACACCACUCGGCCAGACACCAUUCGGCCAGAGGACAUCAGAGUGGUUCGGGAAUUUUUGGACGUAUUUCCCGAAGAACUUCCAGGGUUACCACCUCAGCGGGAGAUUGAUUUUGUGAUUGACUUGGCACCAGGGGUGGAUCCGGUUUCCAAAGCCCCAUAUAGAAUGGCUCCAGCUGAACUUAAGGAAUUAAAGAUUCAGCUCCAAGGGUUGCUUGACAUAGGGUUCAUUCGGCCCAGUGUGUCACCCUGGGGAGCCCCGGUUUUGUUCGUCAAGAAGAAGGAUGGAUCUAUGAGGAUAUUUAUUCUUCACCGUCAACUUGUUCAACUCUCUGUAGUCGAUGCACAUUCUCAUAGAUCCAUCCUUCUUUUUGACGAACAAAACCGGGGCUCCCCAGGGUGACACACUGGGCCGAAUGAACCCUAUGUCAAGCAACCCUUGGAGCUGAAUCUUUAAUUCCUUAAGUUCAGCUGGAGCCAUCCUAUACGGGGCUUUGGAAACCGGUUCCACCCCUGGUGCCAAGUCAAUCACGAAAUCAAUCUCCCGCUGAGGUGGUAACCCUGGAAGUUCUUCGGGAAAAACGUCCAAAAAUUCCCGAACCACUCUGAUGUCCUCUGGCCGAAUGGUGUCUGGCCGAGUGGUGUCCACCACCACGGCCAGAAACCCUAAGCACCCGCCGUGCAACAAUUCUCUCGCUGACAUAGCCGAGAUCACCGGGAUCCGAGAUCCCUGAACCGAACCAACAAAUACAAACGGUUCUUCACUUUCCGGUUGGAAGACCACCAUCUUCCUUUUACAGUCAAUGCUCGCCGAAUAUUUAGAUAGGAAAUCCAUUCCUAAAAUAAUAUCGAAUUCGACUAAGCUCAUCUCUAUCAGAUCAACGCUUAACUCUCUACCAUCUAUCCUGAUCGGCAUAGACCUAAUCCACCUAUUGGAGAUAACCGAUUCUCCGCCAGGUAACAGGGUUCCAAACCCUGAUUCAUAUCUAUCAAAGGGUCUACCCAAUUUACUAAAGACUCUGGCCGCCACAUAAGAAUGUGUAGCCCCAGAAUCAAACAGCACUGAAUAUAGCGAGUUGUUAAUAAAAAGCUGACCUGUGACAACUGAUGGGCUGGCAUCUGCAUCAGCCUGCGUGAUAGCGAACACCCUGGCUGGAGUGGGUAUCGCUGGAGCUCUCGGUGCCUCUGGUCGGAGCUGGGGACAUUCCCUCUUGAAGUGUCCGGGCAUGCCACAAUGAAAGCAUCCCUGACCUUUGCAUUCGCCCCGAUGGUGCCUCUUGCAGCUAGGGCACUCGGGAUAGGAGAAUCGGGUCUCAUUACCACCAGGACGACUCCCUCGGUUCUGGUUCCCCCGGAACCUCUUGUUCUGACUCGAGCCGCCGGAAGCAGUGGGUGCCCUCUUCCUCUGAUCAAUGGCCGAACCACUACUCCCCCUGCUAUAGCCUGAUGCAGGAGGGGUAGGAGCUCCGCCACUCACCGGAGUACUGGCUGAUUCUGACAUACACCCCACUGCGCCCUCAGCUCGCAGUGCCUUCUCCACCAUCUGAGCAUAGGUGGUGCUGUCGUCGGUGGUGAUCAUCAGGUCAUGCCUGAUCUUGGGAUUCAACCCGUCCAGAUACUUCUCCUUCUUACUGAAGUCGGUCGGCACAAUUCCCGAGGCUAACCUCGCCAACCGAUCAAACUGAGUAGUAUACUCAGUGACGCUCAUGUUCUCCCGCUGGGUCAGGUGAACGAACUCUUUCCUCUUGGCGCUUCUGACCGCCUCAUUGUAGUA
Molecule: messenger RNA, 2836 nt
Organism: Cannabis sativa
Lineage: Eukaryota; Viridiplantae; Streptophyta; Magnoliopsida; Rosales; Cannabaceae
Exons: 2
Coding region: 2-1465 (487 amino acids)
Biological process (GO): proteolysis
Molecular function (GO): nucleic acid binding; zinc ion binding; aspartic-type endopeptidase activity
Source: RefSeq, a predicted model, not a curated record